AUGGCAGCUGGGGAGGGCAAUACAAUGCAAGACCUACUCCUAGAAUUCCACCUCGACACACGAACUCUACAACUCACACAUAUACCAGAUGCAUUACGCGGCGACCACUUUGUUCUCGCGCCGCCGACCAUGGAGGACACGAGGGUCGGCAUCGCCGGCGUGAUUGAGAACUCUAGACUAGACAAUUUCCUGUCCGCUGGUCCUGCUGAGAAUGGUGGCAUUGGGCUUCUGCCUUUUGAGAUGGGGUACGGUGAUGAGGAGGAAGAUGAACUGGCAGAUGACUGGACUGAGCCACGGGUGAUCGGGGUCUCGGAGGAAGGGGGCACCAUUUUCUUGCAGACGGAGAUGGGUAUUUUCGUGAUAAACUCAGAGUCUGGGCAGCAUAAGCGAGUUCUUCAAGCGGAUCAGUCUUUCUGGGGUGUUUAUCCCUACUCCACCUUCUAUACUGCAGCUGGAAAAGCAGUUUUUCAUGAUGUACAACAGGACCAACAGAACAACAAUAUAAAAUCAGAUGGAGAAAUCAGUGCUCUAGGUGAAAGUAGCGGUGGCGGUGCUGACUAG
Triticum turgidum subsp. durum (durum wheat) is the source of this 561-nucleotide messenger RNA. Lineage: Eukaryota; Viridiplantae; Streptophyta; Magnoliopsida; Poales; Poaceae. The record is from the annotation of a GenBank genome assembly.